AUGUGGCUCUCCUCCUUUCCCAAUUCCCUUGGUGUCUUUGGUGAUCCAGGCAUCUCCGACCACAGUCCUUGCUGCGUUUUCCUUGAUACUUCCAGACCCAAGCUGAAACAUCCUUUUAAGUUCUUCUCGAUGUUUAAUGCAAACCCCGAGUUUAAGGUUAUUAUCUCUGAGUGCUGGAAGUCUUUGCCCUUUCAAGGUACUAGUAUGCUGAGGGUCUCCAAGAAACUAAAAGAACUGAAGAGUAUCAUCAGAACUUUCAGUAAGGAUAACUAUUCUGGUAUAGAAAAACGUGCGACCGAGGCGUUUGAGGAGCUCUCUCACUGCCAGCAUGCUCUGCUCUCAAGGCCUUCACCUCAAGCUGGUUUGAAUGAAAGAAAAGCAUAUGAAAAAUGGUCUCUUCUCGCAAAGGCAGAAGAAUCUUUUUUCCAGCAGAGAUCUCAUGUAAAUUGGCUUGGAAAAGGAGACUCUAGCACCUCAUUUUAUCACCGCUACGUUAAGACAAGGGCCGCUCAGAACCAAAUAUUGUUUCUUCAGGAUGAACAUGGCAAUGUGAUCGAUACUAAGGAAGGAAUAAUGAACAUGGUUCUGGAUUAUUAUGAGAAUUUAUUGGGUGGGUCUUCCCUACUUUCUACAUCCACCUUUGAUGAGUUAUCUCAGUUGCUGCAAUUUAGAUGCUCUCCUUCAGUGGUUGACUUGCUUCAGGCUCCCAUCCUCAAUACGGAUAUUCAAGCAGUCUUCUUCUCUUUGCCAAACAACAAGUCCCCGGGUCCUGACGGUUAUCCAGCCGAGUUCUUCACUGCCCACUGGAAAACAGUGGGUUCAGACAUGAUUAUGGCGGUCCAAGAAUUCUUCUCGACGGGUAGACUGCUCCAGCAGUGGAACGCAACGAUUCUGACGCUUAUACCGAAGAAGCAAAAUGUUGUUCUUGUUUCUGACUUCAGGCAUAUAUCUUGCUGCAAUACUACAUACAAAGUUAUCUCAAAAAUUCUUGCUAAUAGGCUGAAGCAAGUUUUGCCCCUGGUGAUCUCAAACACUCAGUCUGCCUUUAUACCGGGAAGGCUAUUGGUCGAAAACGUCCUUAUGGCUACGGAGCUUAUCCAGGGGUACAAUUGGAAGAGCAUCACCAAGAGGUCAACCCUCAAAAUAGACCUCAAGAAGGCCUUUGACUCUCUUAACUGGAGUUUCAUCCUGCUUAUUCUUCGAGCUCUGCGCUUCCCAGACUCCUAUGUUCACCUGAUAUCUCAGUGCAUCACGACUACUCGCUUCUCUGUGGCUGUGAAUGGGGAGCUUGGAGGUUAUUUCAGGGGUGCUCGUGGGCUUCGACAAGGAGACCCCCUGUCGCCUUAUCUGUUCGUUUUGGCCAAGGAAGUGCUCGCUCAACUGCUGAACAAAGACUAUCUCAAUGGACAAAUUGGUUAUCACCCGUCAGCCUCUAACCCGCCAGUGACACACUUGGCUUUCGCAGACGACAUCAUGGUGUUCUUUGAUGGCCAACAAAUCUCUCUAGAGCGGAUUGCAGCAACUCUAGAUGGCUUUUCCGCGUGGUCAGGCCUGACGAUGAACCGCCAGAAAACAGAGCUCUUCGUGGCGGGUAUGAGUGAGUUAGAAUCCUCAAACCUAUCAAGUCUUGGCUUCUCUAUUGGCUCGCUCCCUGUCUGUUACCUGGGCCUACCGUUAAUGCACCGAAAACUUCAAAUCUGUGAUUACAGGCCACUGUUAGACCAACUAAAAAGACGGUUCUCUACUUGGUCAUCGCGUGCCCUCUCUUAUGCGGGUAGAAGGCAGCUUUUAGCUUCCGUCAUAUCAGGAACCCUCAAUUUUUGGUUCUCCAGCUUCAUCCUGCCUAAAGGCUGUAUUAAAUCAAUUGAGUCCAUGUGCUCAAGAUUUUUAUGGAAUGGAAACAUCACUAGUAAAGCUGCUGCGAAAAUCUCUUGGAAAUCAGUUUGUAUGCCAUGUUCUGAGGGUGGACUUGGCCUAAGGGAUCUCUCCUCAUGGAAUACAACUCUGUCCCUCAAGCUUAUUUGGCUCCUCCAUUGUGAAUCAGAGUCUUUGUGGGCUUUUUGGACCAAGCGAAAUCGUCUUAAGGGAGCGAGCAUUUGGAGCUUCGAAGUGGAGAAGCAAACUUCAUGGAUCUGGAAGUCUAUUCUCCGACUUCGUCCUUUGGCAGAACGUUUCUUAAAAUGUGACAUUGGAGAUGGGACCAAGGCCAGUUUUUGGUUUGAUUAUUGGCUGCCUAUUGGACCACUGAUCAAAUUCUUUGGAGACAAUGGACCUCAACACAUCGGUGUUCCUCUCCAUGCCACAAUCAGAGACAGUUGCUCACUCGAGGGGUGGCGCCUUCGCCCUGCGAGAUCCCCCAAAGCAGAGGAACUUCAAAUCAUGCUCUGUUCGGUACCGUUACCAUCUCAAUCAACUUCCGCUGACUCCUACAAAUGGUGUGUUAGAGAACAAAGCUCAACCAACUUCUCCACCAGUCUUACGUGGGAAGCAGUUAGGCAUUGCGGACAACAGGUUAUUUGGGAAAAGAUUGUUUGGUUUUCUGGUCAUAUCCCGAGACAUGCGUUUCAUAUGUGGGUUGCUAUGCAAGACAGGUUACCGACUCGAGCUAGGUUGGCUAAUUGGGACCCUGGUAUUGACAAUUCUUGUCUCCUCUGUGCUAAUGCAUGUGAAGAGACAAGAGAUCAUCUUUUUCUUAGAUGCAGUUUUAGUGAACAGGUGUGGCGCCUUAUUACCGUUCGUCUUGGAUAUCGCCCUACUCUUUUCCACACUUGGACUGCGCUGUGUGAGUGGUUGCGAACUUCAGAUACAACCUGCUCCAAUACACUGCGUCACCUUGUUACGCAAGCGACUGUUUAUCAGCUAUGGGCAGAGCGUAACAGCCGCGUACACAAUGGUCUGUCUUCUAUCCCCCAUCGGAUAUUCAAAGAUUUGGACAGAACCAUAAGGAACUCCAUCCUAUCAAGGAAGGAGAUGAAGAAAUUUAGGGGACUCAUGCAAGCUUGGCUGAAGUUUUCCUAA
Brassica napus (rape) is the source of this 3018-nucleotide messenger RNA. RefSeq lists its product as uncharacterized. The transcript has a single exon. Lineage: Eukaryota; Viridiplantae; Streptophyta; Magnoliopsida; Brassicales; Brassicaceae. The coding region runs from base 1 to 3018 and encodes 1005 amino acids. The record is from RefSeq and is a predicted model, not a curated record.